AUGGCGAACACAAGUGAUCUGGGGGAAAGCAACCCAUCGCUUCAGAAUUAUGCUAUCACAGCCUCUGCGGUGAAGCUAGCCUCCCUUGGACUCGUCAUUUGCACCAGUCUGAUGGGGAACGUAUCGCUAUCCCUCCUGGUGCUGAAAGACAGCACCUUACACAAGGCUCCGUAUUAUUUCCUUCUCGAUCUGUGCUUGGCCGACAUCAUUCGGACGACUGUGUGCUUCCCCUUCGUGAUGAUAUCCAUAAGCAGUGGUUCCAUCUGGGCAUACAGUCUAAUAAGCUGCAAGAUCAUUGCGUUCAUGGCAGUCCUCUUCUGUUUCCACAUAGCAUUCAUGCUCUUCUGCGUCAGCGUUACAAGAUACAUGGCAAUCGCUCACCACAGAUUUUAUUCCAAACGAAUGACGCUGUGGACAUGUGUAGCUAUUAUCUGCAUGGUGUGGACCCUCUCCAUCGCAAUGGCAUUCCCUCCUGUGUUUGAUGUGGGCACAUAUAAAUUCAUUCGAGAGGAAGAACAGUGCAUCUUCGAGCACCGAUAUGUGAAAGCAAACGACACUUUGGGCUUUAUGUUGAUGCUGGCCGUCAUAGUGGGCACAACGCACGUCGUUUAUAUCAAAAUGCUGUGUUUUGUCUACGACCAUCGGAAGAUGAAACCCGCGCAGCUGAUCCCGGCCAUCAGCCAAAACUGGACAUUUCAUGGCCCAGGUGCGACGGGCCAAGCGGCUGCCAACUGGAUUGCAGGCUUUGGACGAGGUCCCACGCCACCGACACUGGUGGGCAUCCGACAAGCGUCGCACAACGCGAAUCGAAGGCUCUUAGUUUUGGACGAGUUUAAGAUGGAGAAGCGGAUAGGGAAGAUGUACUACAUGAUAACGCUCGCGUUUCUCGUCCUCUGGUCACCUUACAUCAUUACGUGCUACCUUCGAGUGUUUGUCAAAGGCAGCACCAUUCCACAGGUCUACCUGACGGCGGCCGUGUGGCUGACAUUUGCCCAAGCGGGAGCCAAUCCAAUUAUCUGUUUCAUUUUCAACAAAGAACUGAGGAUGCGUCUUAGGGCCUGCUUUCCUUGUUGUGUGGGUACCCAGACACCCAUGGAGCCAUAUUGUGUCAUCUGAGAAACCACGUUGCUUUAAUAUGGGUCUGAACCUUGUGAUCAACCCCCCCUCCCCCCUUCUUCAACAGUGCACUCUAUUUUAGAUUUUAAGGGUGGUGAUGAUGGCUCUAACUGAAAUAAUGACUGACUCUGACAACUGAAAUAAUUUGAAGAUGUUUCUCACAUAAAUAUAAACAUGUAUGUAUAUUUGUUUGGAGAUAAUUGUUGAAUUGAACAAAGCUGUGUAUUAUAAUGUAAAUGAUGUAAAUUGGUUUUGCUUUUAUCUGUUUCUAUCGCGAUUAUAUUUGAUAAAAAUCUUGGUAGAUUUUGUUUGUGUUGAAAUAUCAAACCUCAACUUUUGCAAGUGUAUGUAUCACAUGAAUGAGUAUGUGGAUGACUCCCUCUCACAUUCCCUUUCCAACAGGCCCACAACAUCUCUUUUUUCCGUGUGAUCAAGGACUGUUUGGCUCCAUAGGUCAGUGGCAGUGUCGUGAGGAGACAUUUGCAUUGUUUAUACUGAAGAUGAAAUAAAC
This is a messenger RNA of Sardina pilchardus (European sardine), 1627 nucleotides long. It is a transcript of the gene gpr27, whose product is annotated as G protein-coupled receptor 27. Gene Ontology annotation, molecular function: G protein-coupled receptor activity. NCBI's taxonomy places the organism in Eukaryota, Metazoa, Chordata, Actinopteri, Clupeiformes, Clupeidae. The transcript has a single exon. The record is from RefSeq and is a predicted model, not a curated record. Bases 1 to 1116 code for a protein of 371 amino acids. Gene Ontology annotation, cellular component: plasma membrane. Gene Ontology annotation, biological process: G protein-coupled receptor signaling pathway.